This is a messenger RNA of Bactrocera oleae (olive fruit fly), 2899 nucleotides long. RefSeq lists its product as uncharacterized. Gene Ontology annotation, cellular component: cytoplasm. Gene Ontology annotation, molecular function: ubiquitin protein ligase activity; protein binding. Lineage: Eukaryota; Metazoa; Arthropoda; Insecta; Diptera; Tephritidae. The record is from RefSeq and is a predicted model, not a curated record.
AGUAACAAUUUUCAGAUUAACACGGGUCUUUGAGUGGCGCGCACAUAUGUCUCUUAGUAAAGCUCGCGCAUGCGCAUUGAGAAAGCCAAAGUGAAUUGUGCAAACAAGGCAAAGUUUUGCGAACUUUACGCGAAAAGAAAUAGAAGAAAAUAGCAAAGUUGUGAAAUUAUUUACACAUGUGCAUAAUAUUCGGUUGCACCGUUUAACUAACCGUACUAACCGACUUGCCAGAGUUGAGCAGAGCGCGCGCAUGCGUUGGCCGAAGUGUUGCAAGAUCAAGCGCGUAAGUUAAAAGCGAGAUUGUGUUUCAAUCAUUUCAAAAAAGAUGAAAUAAUGUGAAUAAAUGCGACAACUAUUGAAGUAAAUCAGAGCUUAAAAGAAAAUCAUAUAAAAAAAAUUUUAAUUUGUAAAAAAAAAACUAAAAGUACUAAAAAAGUGAUAUUUUUGUGAAAACUAAAAAAAAAAUAUAUAUAUUUUUAAAGAAAAUAUUGCGCUAAAAGAAGGUCUUCAAGAAUAUUUACGCUGCUUUUGGGAUCACUAUCAGACAAAGGAGAAAGUAACAAAAAAUAAAUGUUGAAAAUCUGCAAAAUAAAUGCCUGUCCGAAUGGCACACUGGGCCUGCAUCUAAGUCGAGCACCCUGGGAUCCCUACCCGUGGGUGAGUGGCAUACAGGAAGGCUCCAGCGCGGAGGAAGCCGGCAUGCGCGUUGGCGAUACAGUGCUGGAGUUCAAUGGCAACGAUGUUUUGGGACAGAAAAUUUUCGAAAUUGCAAGCAGAAUACGGGAGCACUGGCAGAGUGGUGCAACCGAUGUCAGCGUGGUGAUUUGGCGCAAUCAAGCGGAGGUAGACAGCAGCUGCAGUGAGGACAAUGCUGAAAAUACAGAUGAUGAUGAGGAAGAGAAUGUAACGAAUAGUAGUGAUAGUGAGACGAUGGCGUCACAGGUGGAGGGGCAACGAAAGCGUAUGCAGCGGGCGCAUCAGCAGCAUUCCAGCAUUAAUCAGCAGUCACUGCAGAAGUUCGCCACAUGCCUGCAACACAUUGUCCAAUUAUUGGAGUGUCCUGUUUGCCUUGAGGUGAUUCGCCCACCUGGUUGGCAGUGCUGUAACGGACAUGUGUUGUGCAACAACUGCCGCAGUCGUUCGGUCAAAUGUCCGGUGUGUCGUGUGCCGUUAGGACCCAGAGGACGCUGCCUACUCGCGGAUAAAUUAUUCACCGUGUUGGCUGAGAGUUUUCCCUGUGAUGGCGUUCGGAGCAGUCGAAAUUCCCCAAAUGAGAAGCGCAAAUGUUCACCUGAAUCCAAAGGGCGUCCCAAGGCGACCACGACAGCAAGAAUUCAGCAAAAUGAAAGAGAUCAGCAACACCCACAUAACCAACAACAACUACAACAUGAGCAACAAAUCAAAGCCAAAGAAAUGCAACAGCAAGAUAAGAAGAAGGUCAAAACUGCUGUUGGUAGCCAAAAGAAUGUGUCGAAUGGAAAAGUUGCCGUCAAGGAAUGCACAGCAACACCAAAUGCUCACGCCGUGGCAGCACAACAAGUGAACAGCACGACUGACAAUUGCAAGGAGAGCAACAAAAAGUUAGCCAAGGCUGCUGGAGCUGAGGACGGUAGCUCAACACAUCGCUGUCACUGGCAAUGGCGGCGGAGUCGGGCGCGACUUGGCAAAGAACAGCAGCAACAACAACAGCAGUCGAGUGCAGCACCACAGCAAGUUUAUAAAAGUUACGCAGAUGAGCAAUUGUCCAUCACAUCUUCCAUGGCGGCGACAGCGUUGAGGAGGGUCCCGACAACGACGACGACGAAUGUCAGCUGUUGAAGAGUCCUAUAACUUAAGCGAACUAGCGAGGGGUGAAGGGGGUGCUUACGUUGCAUUUUGUUUAACCAACUGUGGGUUCGGUCGGGGGAAGGGCGUUAAAAGCAUCGCUGGGCGGUGGCAUGUGCAUGGCGUUGUGACGGAAGGAAAUGCACUGGUCAACAAUGUGCUCGUUAAACUCAAGUUGGAGUCAAGUAAGAAAUCAGCAGAUAACACAAAACAAGGUAGCAAAGUCACGCAAUGUUCAACAAAAAGGAGCGCCAAGUAGCGAGUACGAAAGUAACAAUUUAAGUCGAAAACUAAAAAUUGAAAUAAAUAAAGUAAAAGAGUUGCAGUUGCAAUGAUGAAGUUGCAAACAGCAACAACAACAACAAUAAGUUCUGCAACUAAAAUAAAACAACAUUUAUAAUGCCCAGAUUAGCAGUUGUUGGCAUUAGCCCAGUCGUAUUGAGCAGAACCGCGUGUGGCACGCCGUUGUGUUUUGCUGGUGGCAGCUACUGCUGGGGAUUAGCAACAAUAUCAAAAUUAUCAUUGUCCAACUGGGAAAUCAUGUGGCAUUUGGAACGUGCAACAUUCAGCACAAUAAAGUGUGGUGAAAAAGCGAGCAAAACAAUGAGUGGCACUGUUACAACAACAAUAAUGUUUGCAACAAAUUACGCAAAAUAACAGUAUGUAACGACGGCACUACAAACAACAACAAGCUGAAACAACACAAUAUGUAAUAAGGCAACAAUCAAGUUGUUUACAUAAAGAUGAGGCAAUACACCUCUACGUACAGUGUGGCAAAAAUUGGUAUAGGAUCGCUCCCGCUUAGGUAUUGAAUUAUGUAGUUUAUUUGCAGCUCACUCUAGAUGAAAAUCAAACGGUGCAACAAAAAUGUUCUUGAAAAUUUUUGCUCUUUAGCAUAAACAUAACAUGUUAUGUAACUAGUUAGAAACUAAUUUUUAAUGUACCAGUUUGUAACUAGUCAUUUGUUAGAUAUAUUUUUAAAAUGCACAAACUAAUAGGAAACAAAAGUUUAAGUAUUUGGUUUUUAAAAUACUACUAAAUUAAAAAAUAUAUACAAUUUUCAUAUAAAUUCAAA